GCGUGGGAGAAGGUGGUGAUGUCAUCGCGGCGAACGUCAAGUUGCUGUCUUGGGCUGGUCAUCUGUGGCAUUGUCAGUGUAAUCGGCCUACUUAGCCUGAUCCUUCUGUACUGGAGCAUCCCCAGCAGCAAUCCGAUUCCCCACCACCUUACAAAGGUCUCGGCGGAACGCUUCACAUCCGAUGCCGAGCUCCAUGAAGCGAGCCCAGGGCUUGGACAUGCGUCGCAUUUGCACAGCCAAGUGCUCUUCACGUGGCAACACCCGCUUUGCGCUGAAACACCCGAUGUUCACAAGCACGGCCCAGUUCAAUCUCGCUUCCACGUCCAAUACUGGCUCGACAGGACAUGGCACGACCUAUUGCGCAGCUUGUCGUCGUUCAACACUGGCGAGCCUGGCAGCAUUUACACCAACGAUUGCUUUGCAGUGCUGGAAAAUGCAAGUACGUCGCGGCAGAUUUCGUUUCGAGUGCGCAGUCGCGUCGACCCCGGUGUCAUCUUCCAGCUGCUUCAACCCCAGUGGAGCGCAUGGAGUGACACGGUGGUGUUGGCUCCAUCGCGAAAGGAACUGCUCGUUUGUGAACAUGCCGACGGCAGAGAGCCCUACCACUGGGACCAGCUUUGGUGGGGGCUUACGUUGAUCAGCGUCGUGGCGGCGGUGUAUUCUCGAUGGAGGUCCACACCAGGUUCCAUUCGUGGCGCAGCGAAGCGAAAGAUAUCUGCGCUGCAAGACGAAGUCCACGACCUCAAGCAAGAGUUGUCGGACGCUGAAACUGAAAACAAACUGCUCAUGCGACUCAAAGGCUACGGCUUGGACACGCUCACGUGGAAGGAACUGCACGAGUUGGAGCAUGAGCUGCACCUAGGGCUAGACAUCAUCGAGCAGUACAAGGAAGCGUUGCACCCCGUGCUAGUAGAUGCCCCCACCAGUCCCUCCAGUAGCAGCUGCAGUAGCUCGUCCUAGCCGGUAUAACUCGCGCUCGGUAUAUUUAUUCGCCACUCAAUACUAAUCCCUGCUAAGACCCCACGGCGUCCAUGUCGUCUGGGCACUCGUACGCAAACCCUGAAAACGUGUCCGACGUCGUCCGGUCCCGCUGCGCCUUUUCCAGGAUUUCCACGCUCGGGAGCGGCAGGCGCGUGAACUCGGCUUCAAAAUUCAGCGGCGUUUCUUCGUUGGCAGUCGUCCUGCACGGCCGAAACGGCGGCGGCGUCUUGAGCGCCAGCAGUGCUGGCCAGUCUACCGUCUCGAAGAACGGGUGCGCCUUGACUUCGUUGGCCCCGCGGGCACCGAGCCGUUCGGACGGGUUGCGGUUGAGAAGCGCCCGGAUCAAACUCUCCGCCUUGUGCGACACAUACGGGGGAAAGUGCAGCCGCGCGGACCGGAGCCGGUCAAACAGCUUUUGUCGGUCGUUCGUGUACCACGGAGGCAGCCCCGUGAGCAUUUCAAACAGCACCAUGCCUAAUAUGGUCCCCAUAUAUUGUCAAGUCGAUUCAAACUUGGAGUGUUUGGGUUCUCAAUCGAAUGAGCAGAAUCACCAAAUCG
Molecule: messenger RNA, 1539 nt
Organism: Aphanomyces astaci
Lineage: Eukaryota; Oomycota; Saprolegniomycetes; Saprolegniales; Verrucalvaceae
Exons: 2
Coding region: 19-960 (313 amino acids)
Source: RefSeq, a predicted model, not a curated record